GUAUAUAUACUAUGGUGGCAUAUUUCUGCCAUCGUGUUAUUCUAGGUCGCGUUACGGUAACACGACUUGUCGAGAUAAUUAUGUCGACAAGUCGUGUUAUUUCAUUUCAUUAACGCGACGUUUCACAAAAUCAUGUCGACCUGUCGCGAUAAUUUAUCACGACCGGUCAAGUUAGAUUAUCACGGAUCUCGACCUAAAUUUUGCUUUUGCCCAGAUAUGCCAUCUAGUUAAUUUUUGCCGCGAUAAGUUAUAAAUAGACACUCGGUUAUUCCGGAACAUCUCAGGAUUUACACUAUACUUUGCUGGUUAGUACCUUGCAGUGAGCAGCCCCAGCAAGUCUAACACACAUAAAGAUGAAUGGAAACCACUACAUUGGAGCUCAUGCAUUUGAUAACCUGAUGGUCAAUGAUGGUGCAAUUUUGAACAGGGAUGACCUGAUAGCAAUAUACUAUCACACUGGCUAUGCUAUAAAGGAAAUCAUCGGAUUUAUGGCUCUUCGUCAUGCCACAGCUGUUAGUGAAAGACAAGUCCAUCAUAUAUACUUAGAAGCAUGAAUUUGCAUAGACGAAACAAUGAAUCACCACUAGAAGACAUAGUUAGAGUAAUACUGCAAGAAUUGUCAAAAACCGGACAGAAUGUUGGUUACAGGGCAAUGAGGAGACGGUUACUAACUGAUCAUGACAUCAACGUCACAUCAGAAACGGUGAGGCUUGCUCUAUCAGUACUAGAUGCUGAAGGCGUACAUACUCGCAGUCGUCACGUGUUUCGGCGUCGUCACUAUCUCAGCAAAGGCCCAAACUUUGCUAUCCAUAUUGAUGGUUGGGAUAAACUGAAACCCUAUGGUAUUUCCAUUCAUGCAGCAAUUGAUGGAUUUUCUAGACGGCUUGUUUGGCUUGAAGCAUGCAGCUCUAACAGAAAAACAGAAUAUAUUGCACAUUUUUAUAUGAAUUAUGUUCGUGAGAUAAAUGGUGUGCCAUUUAUCAUUUAUGCCGAUAAAGGGACUGAGAACUCCAUUGUACGUGACCUGCAGUAUGCACUUCGUUGGAACCACACUGAUCCCUUUCAGGGACUCUCUAGUUUCAUAUAUGGCUCCUCUCUCAGAAAUACACGAAUCGAAAGAUUCUGGAGGAAUCUUCGCUGUAUGUGUGGGCAAACAUGGAUGGAUUUGUUCAAAUCAAUGACAGAGCAUGGUAUACUGGACACAACUGAUGAUGUUCACCUGCAAUGUAUUCGGUAUUGUUUCUUACAGCUGGUAAGCAAGGAUUUGGAAGAUGUAGUGCGUCACUGGAAUGAACAUAGAGUUAGACCAAGCAGGAACGCAGAUGGUCCUUUUGGAAAGCCAGAUGUUCUCUACUACCAACCAGAGGUAUUUGCAACAAAGGAUUUUAAAAUGACUCUACCAGGAAAUGUUGAUGGUAUUGUACAAGAGUACUGCCAUGCUCCAACAGCAAAUGGUGUCUGUGAUGAAUUUCAAGUUCUGGCAGAUCACAUCAUCCAAGAACAUAGAUUGCUCUACCCACCAACCUCAAGGGAUGAAGCACUUGAACUUUUCUGCAAUAUGAUUCUUCAUAUUGAUGAAAUUGAUGAAUUGACAUACAGAUCCUGCCAACAUGUUUAAUUGUCAUAGUUCGCACAGAGAGCCAUUUCAGAAGAAUUAUAUUAUGCAGGGAUGUAUGAGAAAGGGAUGGAAGUGUGCUAGGUUCUGGUAAUGUCAGGGCCUGUAUUCAUGAAACCAUUCUCAUGCUCAAGCAGUGAUUCUGUGCUCAAACAAACAUUCUUUAACAUGCUUAAAUCAUGUGAUACCGUAAAAAAGUAAAGUGCAAAUAUUCUUAACAGUAUUCGGCUUGAAGUCCCUCAAAACUUCUUUCAAAGCAUUGGCAAAAUUAGAUUUUUUUUUUUAUUUAUCACUGGAACAAGAAACAGACUUGAGAACAGAAUCUGAGUUUGAGCAUGAGAAUGGUUUCAUAAUACCAGCCCUGAUCUAUUUACAAUAUGAUUGCCAUCUUAUAUUGAAAAACAUGUUGUUACAAUGAAUCUUCCCAAAUGUUUUGAAAAUAGAUUUAUUGCAUUAUUGUUGUUUACUGAAAGUUAAAUCUGUCCCAAUUUCAAUAUGGCCACCUUUGUGGUCAUCUUGAAAGGGACUAUUACAGGUACUACAGGAGUACUGCACUACACUUGGUUUAAAUGCUGAGAUGGAGACUUGGAGAAAAUACAAGAUGUAUUGGACAUUAUAUAAUUAUCAAAAGUUAGUCCUCCUAAAUUUGAAAUUGGAUCUGUAGGAUGUACUAUUAAAAGAACCUUUUUUAUUGGUGUCUCCAGCACCUGGGUUGGUCUCUCAGUAGAAAUCUCAUUAUGAUUCAUAACUACUAGCUAGAUACACCCUAUUUGGCUUUAAAAGUUUUAGCUCACCUGUUUGAUGGACUAGUGUAAGACUAUAAAUGCCAUGGUGUGGCAUAUGUCCAGCUUAAUUUUUUUCUUUAAACAUUUUCUUCUGAAGAACCAAAAGACCUAGUGUAAUAAUGUAUUGUCAGUAGCUUCCAGUUUAAAGGGCUAUUUAUAUUGUACAAAAAAAAACCUAGACCAACUUUGAAGGUUGCACGUGUAAAAAACAUGUUUAAAUAUUUAAAAAAAAAGAUCCAUAAGGUGUAGAAUAAUGAUAUUUAACCUGUAACAUUUAAUGAUAUCUCUAUUUCAGUUAGAGAUAAAGGAAUAUUGACAUUAUAGGCUCAAUGCACGUUGACUUGACGUCAUGCAAUUUGGUACGACUGGGGAAUCCUCCCGUCUCAACCAUAGGGUGAGAUCUUUUUUCUCAAAUUAAACAUGGUGAUUGAAACACUGUAGUCAAGUACAUGAGAUCUCAAUUGUUUGAGGAUGUGAUCCCAAUUAAUUUAUGACAUCUCAAACAAUUGAGAUCUCUUGUACUUGACUACAGUGUUUCAAUCACCAUGUUUAAUUUGAGAAAAAAGAUCAGCUGGAUUCUGCAAUGGAGACUGUAAUAGAAUAUUUGUAGUUACAGUGACAUUGACCUUAGAUACGUUUUAAACUCCUAUUGCAUAUCUACUUAUCU
Messenger RNA from Mizuhopecten yessoensis (Yesso scallop), 3067 nucleotides. RefSeq lists its product as uncharacterized. The record is from RefSeq and is a predicted model, not a curated record. The coding region runs from base 551 to 1618 and encodes 355 amino acids. NCBI's taxonomy places the organism in Eukaryota, Metazoa, Mollusca, Bivalvia, Pectinida, Pectinidae. The transcript has 2 exons.